AUGGAAGAGAUUGAAGAGAGAGCAGAGUUACAGAGAAUGCAGAGGGAGCAAGAGAGGGAGAGAAGGCGCAUACGUGAUAGGCAAAGGAGACAAUCAAUGACUCAAGAACAAAGAGAAAGACAUCUUGCAAGACGCCGCAGAAACUACCAACUCCGAAGACAGAGAGCUGCAAAUUCUCAUGCUCCAUUCAUUCCUCAACUUCAAGCUCUAGAAUCAAGUGUAGGUGAAGCCAGUACCAGUGAUGAGUUUCAUGGUGUUACUGCUUCUACCUCUCUAGUCCUCUCUCAUGCCUUCGCUUUCCCUGCCCUCAACCAAGCACAACAAACACACAACUUUCAAACCAAUGUUGUUGAAGGAGCAUCAGUUGAAUUGGAAACUCUAGCUUAUAAACCAGCCAAUUCACCAAGAAAGUUACGUCUAAGUCGUAUUAGAGGUCUUGCACGAAACCUUACACGUUCAAUGGUUGAUCCUGAUGGUCCUCACCAUGUUGCAGCAGAGUUGAUAACUAAGGAAGAUGCAUCAGUGACUAAUUUUGGUAGCAUGCAAAAAUCCUUGCGUUUGAAUUGUGUGAAGCGCCUUGCACGAUCAAAAAUUUGCUAG
Abrus precatorius (Indian licorice) is the source of this 600-nucleotide messenger RNA. RefSeq lists its product as uncharacterized. The transcript has 3 exons. The coding region runs from base 1 to 600 and encodes 199 amino acids. NCBI's taxonomy places the organism in Eukaryota, Viridiplantae, Streptophyta, Magnoliopsida, Fabales, Fabaceae. The record is from RefSeq and is a predicted model, not a curated record.